This is a messenger RNA of Phasianus colchicus (ring-necked pheasant), 513 nucleotides long. Lineage: Eukaryota; Metazoa; Chordata; Aves; Galliformes; Phasianidae. The record is from RefSeq and is a predicted model, not a curated record.
UUUGCUAUUGCUGUCCACUCCCCUUAUGCAGAUCACAGCUUUCCCCCACCCAACAUCUCCCUUCACCCCGAGGAACGUGUGGGGACAGGGACCAAUGUCACCAUCCGCUGCUGGAACAAGGACUAUGGGGCCACCUUCCUCCUGCACAAGGAUGGGUGCUCCGCCCCGGUGCAACGUCAGGACCCUGAUGAUGCUGGCACGGCCUCCUUCACCUUCUUUGGGGUGGCCCUGGCAGACUCCGGCACCUACAGGUGCUCCUCCCACCCCUGGCAUUCCCCCUUUCUGUCCUCACCCCUUGGGGACAGUGUGACAUUGGAGGUGACACCCACACCUGCACCCCCAGGUGCUGAGUUGGUGUCCCAUGGGAACCUGGUGGUGGCAGAGCUGAGGGGCUGUGCUGCUGCCCUCGUUUUUGCCCUUGGCAUCUUCUUUGUCAUCAUCGAUGCCCGCAGCCUCUGGAUACGGAGAGAUGAGAGUCUGGAUGGGGAAGGGAUUUAAUGGUUUUGAUCUCCU